CCCAUGUGUUGAUGAGAAAAUAGUAUAUCGUAAAAAGUAAGUGUAGCCUUUGCAUGCUAGGUUAGUGUGGCUGAAAAAGGGGUGCCAAGGAGCAGACCAAGAGAAAUAGCAAUGUCUAGAGAUAUUCCACCUGAGUUUUUGAUAACCAACUUCAAUGAUCGCAUUGCUGCCAUUGUUGAAAGCACAUAUCCAAACCUAUUGCAACACUACAAAGAUGAAGAUUUUCUACAAUGUAGGGCCAUUUUAGCAUCAACAAUUGAAGUGGCAGGUUCAAUUAAUGACUUCAUGUUGGGAUUAAUUCCAGGUGAUGAAAGGGAGUAUUUAAGUGCAGAUUUGAUUGAUCGAUCAGAAGCUAAUGGCAAUGAAGCAUUUGACGUAAUUCCAUCUGAGUUCUUAAAUUCUUUGACAACAUCAGGACUUCCAAAUUUCAAGAUCAAACUUAAAGUUGGAACUCCAAUAACGUUGUUAAAGGACUUAAAUCCAUCUGAAGGAUUGUGUAUUGGAACUAGGCUCAUUGUCACAAGGUUGGCUAAUUUUGUACUCCAGGCAAAGAUCAUUUCAGGCAAAAACAUUGGAAAUUUGACUUUAAUUCCUAGAAUAUCUAUGUCUCCUUUACAAUCACCAUGGCCUUUCAAGCUUAUCAGGAGACAAUUUCCUAUCGUUGUGUCUUAUGCUAUGACAAUUAACGAGUCACAAGGACAAUCUUUUGAUUAUGUGGGAAUAUACUUGCCUAACCCUGGUUUUAGUCAUGAACAAUUAUAUGAGGCAGUUUCAAGAGUCAAAAGUAGGCAUGGACUGAAAAUCUUAAUCAAUGACAAAGACAAACAAACUUUGGAAACUACAAGCAAUGUGGUUUACAAAGUUUUCCAAAAUAUUUAACCUGUAAGUGUUUACCCUCUCUUCAUUUUAUACUACUUAAUAUAAUGCUAUACAAAUUUACAGUCUACAAAGUCAACAACCAUAUGGAGAGGUACCAGUACCACCCCUUUUUAUUGCAGAAUUUUUUGAUGUGGACCUUCCAAGGAUGAAAUUGGUGUCUUUGUCUUCAAACAUGAUGAUUCAAACAGGACCAUAAAGUUUGCAGCUUGAUUGGAACUAUGUUGUUACUACAAUCGUUUCAUUUUAAGAGGCAUUUUGAUAUUUGAGUUUCUAAAUGUUAUAACAUCACAAAAAUGUAGCUUACAAUUCUAAUUGCAGACUAUGAUUUAUCUGCUUGAGAGUGGUAUUUCUAUUAUGCUGAUUAUAUUUUGUUGUGUAAUAUUGUACUAAUUCUGCAUGUAAUAUAAGCUUUUUAUGA
Molecule: messenger RNA, 1297 nt
Organism: Cicer arietinum (chickpea)
Lineage: Eukaryota; Viridiplantae; Streptophyta; Magnoliopsida; Fabales; Fabaceae
Biological process (GO): DNA replication
Cellular component (GO): replication fork
Source: RefSeq, a predicted model, not a curated record